GUGUUGCCCAAAUAUAGAUAGGUAGGCUUAGUCAUCACAAGGCCCACCUGAAAUAUUUCUCUUAUUAUUUCCGCGACCUCUUCCUCAGAAGUAGCAACGGUUGUGAGGCGAGGCGGUAAUUCGAGGGACUCAAAAGGACCUUUCAUAGAGGUUGGUCGUAAAUCUGUCGGGAAAGAAUAAGUUACUGCCGAGCGAUCGCGAGAACAAUCGGUUAGAGAUUGCAGACGACACUUUAUUUGGGACGGGGGACUUGGUUCAAGAUGGCGGCUACAGACGACACUAGGACGCAACGUCCCAAAACAGGCGCGACUUUUUCCGUCUUCAGAACAUUUUGUUUCUUGACCGCGAUGGUGUUCUUAAAUCCCGUGCACGGCCAAGCCCCAACACAAACCUCUCUGCAGAGACUAGAACAGAUGGCGCAGACUCUGAACACGUCGUUUGUCACACCUUUGCUAAACACCUGGAAUGGACAGGUGGACUUGAUCUUCGUACUGGACAGGUCGGCUAGUAUAGGAUGGUACAACGGCGCCUGGGACUCCAUGCUGCAGUUCGUGGAAAACCUCUUGUACGAGUUCAGCGUGAACUCAGUACACACCAGGGUCUCCAUCAUCACAUACAGCACCACAGUCUCUGUGGAUGUGGACUACCUGAGUGAUGGUUCAGCAUCUAGCAGGUUAACAAAGUGCAAACUUAAUGAUGACAUAGAGAAAAGGUUGAGGAACAAGGCUCUUCAUGGUUGGACAGCCACGACUACAGCUCUAGAGAGAGCGAAACAAGUUGUCCUAACAAGUCGACCAGCAGCGAAGAAGGCCAUCUUUCUUCUGACCGAUGGCCGCUCGAAUAUCGGACAGCCACCUUCUAUCCCGGCACGAGAGAUUGCGAAUCUGAGGUGGUCAGGAUGGGACAUGGCCACACAAGGCAGACAGGUGGAAAUCUUCGCCUUGGGAAUUGAAGAUGCAGUUGAAGCUGAGUUGAAAUCCAUAGCCAACCCCAGUCAGGAGGAUCACUACUUCUUUCUAGACAACUUUCAAGAUUUUAGUCUUCUGGCAAGGCUUCUGCAUGGAGACCAGCAAGAGGAGUUCUGGUCAGUGACAGACAGGUCCUAUUGUGACUACCACUGUGGCUCCCACUCUACCUGCUCCUGCCCAUCCAAGUCUGGCUAUGCCACCUGCUCCUGUGAGGAGGGGUAUGGGGGAGAUGGACACCUCUGUACAGCAUGCCCUGUGGGUACCUACAAGGACACCCUGAGCCCUACGGAAUGUACCACCUGUCCAGAGGGGACGACCACCAUGGGUACAGGAGCCACCAGCCGGGACCAUUGUGUCUGCAGCGAGGGGACGGAGGAAAGGAACGGGACAUGUGCUGUUAGGAGCUGUCCCACACUGCCAGCAAUCCAGCAUGCCUCCAUGGUCCAUGUGAAUGGUAGAGUCAUAGGAGAUGUGAAUUACAAUGUGGUCGGCAUGCAGCCAUGUAAGAACACUCCCGGAGACACCUGUUACAUCAGGUGUGAUACCGGCUACAGGGCAUCUGGUGAACACAGUCUCUACUGCAACACCUCUUUUGUGUGGGAAGGCACCCUACCAACCUGCAAUGUUGUGACCUGUGGACCAUACCCCAAUGUGAGUGACAGCACAAUGGUGUACAACCACAGUGCCAGUGGUCCUUACACCUACAAAUCUACCCUGGAGAUUAAGUGCAAUGCAGGGAGGACUCCUAUCUUUGAUACAGCCAGGACCUGUCUGGCAAAUGGAUUGUGGAGUGGAGCAAGGGCCACCACUUAUUGCAAAUCUGUGGAAUGCCCCAACCUGGAGGUCCCUGCCUUUGCGAGCGUGUCUCCCCCAGAAUGUGGCUACAGGAAACAUCCUCACGGAACUCAGUGUAACGUCACCUGCAGUGAAGGGUUCGAGCUGAGAGGGGGCGCAGCUGUACAAACCUGUGGAACUGGAGACAGGUGGAGCCACCAUGGCAGCACACUCACCUGCACAGACGUCCAGCCCCCGACACUUGUGUGCCCUCCAGACAUCCUGACCUACUCUGACCCUGGGAUGAACUCCACCCUUCUCCACUGGGUGGUACGUCCGACUGCUUUAACAGACAACGACGGCACAGUGCCCAGCUACACGGUUCAUCCCAACCACCCCAACCCACACCACUUUGAUGUUGGGGUGCACGUCCUGUUCUACAGCGCUACUGAUACGUAUGGCCUGACAUCACAGUGUCAACGUCACAUCCGUGUGGAGAAUGACAAGCCACCCACCCUGCUCUCCUGUCCUGACAACAUGGAAGUUACAGUCCAGUCAGCUUCCGGCCAUGUCCUGGACUGGACAGACCCUGUGUAUGUGGAUGACAACAAUCAGUCAGUCCCAGUGGAGUGCACUGCUAACAAGGGUCAGGCUGUCAGUCUGGGGUCUCACAACGUCUACUGUUGGGCACAAAACUUCCCACGCAACAAUCGCUGUAAAUUCAUCAUCACUCUCCUCCCUCCAGCCUGUGAGGUUCCUGACCCUCCUCGGAAUGGGGUAGCAGUUUGUGGCUCCAUUCCAAACUUUCAGCGGUACUGCACAGUCCGGUGUAAUAACAGGUAUGACUUUGCUACGAGCCCAGCAGAUGCUUACACUUGUGACUACAGUGGAAACUGGCAUGGAUCACCAUUUCCUUGGCCAGACUGUUCAGGCCGAGUGCGACCGGGAAGGGCCACCCAGAAGAAUGACCUGUACUACUACCAUGGUAACUGUGCUGAAAACAUUGAAGAGAUCAAACAAGGGUUCCUCCAACUGUACAAUACACUACAGAGUAGUGACUGCAGUGCUGUCAACCCUGCUAUCAGCUGUAAUGUGACUGAUAUUGAGGUGGAAUGUGGAAUUACUCUAAGAAGAAGAAGGGACGUCAGUGAUGAGAGAACAAGAACAAGAGCAGAAGACCACAGUGUUGUGAAGAGACAGACCCAGCAGCCAAACUUCAAGAUCUUCUUUGUCAUUGUGGCUGUGUAUGGGGAUGGAGGGGAUGUCUCACAGGAGGACCAAGUAGCCAUCACCACUGCAUUGGAUGACUUUUACUUUGAGAUAGGUCAUAAGGUGGAUAACAAGACGUUAGACUUACCAUUAGGGAAUGAGACCCUGGAGUCCCUGCAUUACACUGGUUUCUUGGCAGAGUUUGAGCUGAAUUGUGCCCCUGGACAACUGGCAAAGAUAGAGUCAUAUGGAGCAUCAUGUGUGAACUGCCCAGUGGGUAUGUAUGGGAAUGGCACAGCUUGUGUUCCCUGUGCAGUAGGCUGGUACCAGGAUGAGGAGACACAGACCCAGUGUAAACAAUGUCCAGUUGGCUCAUCAACCUUGUCUGAGGGAUCCAAGAAUUCUACUGACUGCAAGGGAUUCUGCCAGCCUGGGACGUUCUCAGACACAGGUCUGGAGGACUGUAGUCCAUGUGACAUUGGCUUCUACCAGCCUGACAGAAAUGCCACCACAUGCCUCGCCUGUCCUGACGACAAGUCCACAGUUAGCAUGAACUCCACAUCUCCUGACCAAUGCUUUAGUCAUUGUCUGGCUGGUCACUUCUCGCCCACGGGUCUCCAGCCAUGUGAGCCGUGUCCCCUGAACACCUACAACCCCAACCCUGGCCGCAGGAGCUGUGUGGACUGCCCAGGGACACAGGAAACUUUCUUCCUAGGAGCAUCCAGUCCUACUGCCUGCUUUGUGAAUGACAACUGUCAUUCCGACCCGUGCCAGAAUGGAGCCACUUGUGAGGACCUUGUAGGGGGUUACCAGUGCCACUGUACUCCGGGAUACAAUGGGACAAACUGUGAGCAGGACCUGGAUGACUGUGCCUCCAACCCCUGCAACAACAAUGGAACGUGCCAGGAUCUAGUUAAUGGCUUCAACUGCACUUGUGUGUCUGGCUAUGCAGGUGACACCUGUCAGAUGGAAGUGAAUGAGUGUGCCUCCUCUCCCUGCCAACAUGGAGGCACCUGUAUCGAUCUCUUCAACACCUACCAGUGCUACUGCCUCCCCGGGUACACCGGACACUCCUGUCAGGAGGAGAUCGACGAGUGUGCCUCCUCCCCAUGUCUCAGCGGGGCCAGCUGUGUGGAUGAGGUGGAUGGGUACAGCUGUGAAUGUCCACCUGGGUUUGCAGGGGACCAUUGUGACAUGGAGAUAGAUGAGUGCCAGUCCCAGCCAUGUCUGAAUGGUGGAACCUGUAACGACCAGGUCAACGGCUACAACUGCUCCUGUGUGGACGGCUGGGCAGGAACACACUGUGAGGUUGACAUUGAUGACUGUCAGGGUGUGACCUGUCAGAAUGGAGGCACUUGUUAUGACAGGCUGAACGACUUUGUGUGUGAUUGUUUCCCAUCCUUCUCUGGUAAAACAUGUCAGCAAGAAAACUCAGCUGACUUUGACCUGGUGUUCACAAAGACAACCACAGCUGACUAUGCGAUGUUCAGGCCUGAGUUCCUACACAACCUGCCCCAGUUCACGCUGUGUACAUGGCUCAGGACCUCAGACACUAUCAACACUGGCACCAUCUUCUCCUACGCUGCAGAGAGUAACUUCCUCAACAGGGAUAACACUCUCACACUGAGCGACCCAGCUCACCUCACGUUGUUUGUGAAUGGUGAGGAGGUACUUCUGAACUCAGCAGUGAACGAUGGCCUGUGGCACCAUGUGUGUGUGUCCUGGGUUAGCGCUGACGGCAGCUGGGAGUUUUACCUGGACGGAAACUUACAGAACAGUGGGACUGGACUGGCCACCGGGACCCAGGUCAUGGGAGGGGGAGUUGUUGUUCUUGGUCAGGACCAGGACAGUCUGGGAGGGAGCUUCCACCCCCGCGAGGCGUACCUGGGUGAGCUGUCCCGGCUGAACCUGUAUGAUGACAAGGUGUCAGCAGGAGAUGUAGAGGUCCUGGCCACCACCUGUGUGGACAGGACCGAUGGAACAGUCCUGGCCUGGGGAGACUUCCGCCCUGCUGGGGUUCUACAUGGAGACCUGCAGCCAAGAACCCCGUCCUGGUGUCAAGACACCAACGAAUGCCUGAACCCAGUUUUGUGCAACGGUCGAGAGUGUCAAGACACCCGAGGGUCGUACCAAUGUGUGUGUCCCGCAGGGUGGACAGGGCAGAACUGUGACGUCAACAUCAACGAGUGCAGUUCCUCCCCCUGCACUUACGGAGUGUGCACAGACGGCAUUAAUGGCUACACUUGUAACUGUUCUGAGGGAUACACUGGCAAGAACUGUGAUGAAGUAGUUGAUCCUUGUGAGAAAUCUCCAUGCAAAAACGGAGGCGCUUGUGUAUCAGAUUCCAACAACUUUGUCUGUUCGUGUACUGAGCCUAGUAUCAUGAAUGAAGUCUGCGAAUAUGAGACCCCUUUCUGUGGCAACAACCCAUGUCAGAAUGGUGGCACCUGCUUGAACCUGAGGGAUGGCUAUACCUGCACGUGUCCUACAGGGUUUGGAGGGACAAACUGCUCACUUUCUGUCCUCCCUUGUGACUCAAAUCCAUGCUAUAACAACGGUACAUGCACAAGUUACCCGGGCGGAUUCCAGUGUUCCUGCCCACCUUUGUAUAUUGGCUCACAAUGCCAGGUCUACAACAAUCCUUGCGUGGAAGGCCAGUCGCCUUGCCUUAACAAUGGUACAUGCCAAGCUGCCGACAAUAGUAGAGGGUACGAGUGCGUGUGCCAAUCACCCGACACUCAGGGAGAGAACUGUGAGGAGUUGUUGCCGUGUGCUGUUGCCCAAAAGCAGGCCCCUCCCUGCCGGAACAAUGGCACCUGUGUCAACAAUGGUACCGGCUACCUGUGUGACUGCCCCUCUGGGUUUAAUGGGGAGUUCUGUGAGACAAUGGACUACUGUGCAAGCACACCUUGUAUCAAUGGUGGUACCUGCCAGUUGGAGUCAGGUGGGUACACCUGCAGGUGCACAGAGCCAGCAAAGAUGGACGCCAACUGCCGCUACCUGGGAACAACACCAGCGCCCACUCCAUGUGACCCCAACCCCUGCCUACACGGAGGCCACUGUGAGACACGAGGUUCUGACUUUGUUUGCCGCUGUGCAGUGAAGCUUGAAGGAAUGACCUGCAACAGAGCAUAUGAACUCUACGAUACCACUGUAAAACUCAACCUGGUUUACACUGAUGACCUGCGUACCCAAGCAUUUGAAGACAACUUCAAAAGAAACUUCCAGAAGAUGUUCCAGGCCACAGGCCUUCCUGGGGAGAUGGAUGUUACUCAGAUCACUGAUGUCAGGUCUGGCAGUGUGAUUGUAGACUUCACAGCCAAACACUCCAUUCUGGCCAAUGAGACCCGACCAGAUGUGAACACCAUGAGGCAGGAAAUGGAGGACCAGCUAAGUACAGGCCGAAUGGGAGACCUGGCCGCACACAGGAAUGGCUUUGCCAUGUCCAUCCAAGGUGUUAUGACAACAACACCCAAGCAGAUGCCAGCACCACGGGUUGAUGACAACACCCUCACCAUCAUCAUUGUGGUGGUUCUGGUUUGCAUCACCGUCAUCGUUGUUGCCAUAGUCGCUGCAGUCGUCCGCACCAGGAAACAGAAACGUACGCUCCCGCCCACCCCCACUGCCAAGAUCAGCUACCAGAACAAAGCCUUCCGAGGCAGUCGGGACAGCGGCAUCAUGCAGGACAUCGGUAACCAGAGCAUGCUGCCAGGACAGAGGUUCGACCAGCACAUCUACGAAGACUUGAAGGAGUACAGGAUUGAUCACUACGCUGAGUCCGACUUUGUACCCAAGACCGAGCUUGACAACGCCGUCAAUCAGUUCAAGAGCGCGAAAAGCAGGCGUGACCUCCCCCCUGUACCCUCUAGUCCCCAGUACACAGACAUGUCAGGAGCAACUAACACCCUCAAACAGGCCAUGAUGUCAGAGGAGUAUGUUCUAGAAGAUAACAGAAAGUCUACAUACCAAGACCUGAAGCCUUCGGAAUACCAAGGGCUUGUAAAACCUCACAAAACCAACCAGCAGGUUAGGAAGAGGACCAACAGUACUAAUGACCACAGCGUUGUGUAUCAGAAUGAAGCAUAUGUCAAUGAUGAGAUUUUACCCAGUCCCCCUCCUGGAAGUAAGAUUGUGUAUGAAGAUGACUGCAUUGAGGGGGCAAUGCCCUCUACAAGGUUAUAGUAUUUGGAAGAUCAGUAAAAUGUUGAAGGCCAAAAGAACAAAAAAACACCAAAGAUAAUGUAUAUGAAUGGAACACCUCGAGAUAAGGUGAAAAAUAGAACCUUAUAAAAAGACAAUCAUUAUAAUGUUGGGCCUUAAGUAGUUGUGUUAUUCUGUGAUUGAGCAUAUAUUUUAGGAAACAUUGUAAAAAAAAAGUGUUAUCACAAUAAGCCAUAUCUGAUGCAUGUGUUGUAGGAGCAACACAGCAGUUGCAAAGAAGGUUAUUGGCAGGAGCUAUAUAUUAUUAAUCAUAGCAUCAAAUGCAGGAAACUAAAAAUGAUAUUUAGUCAAGAGGAUCAAAUUGUUGCUUGUAUCAUAUCGAUGUUAUAGAUGAUUCUGUCACGACUUCAUUGAUUAUUUUUGAAAUAUGAUAGUAACAAUACAAUUUUAUAAACCUGUGUCUGGUGUAGGUAUCAUAACACUAUAGCUGAUUGAUAUUGUAGCUAUUUUGACAUGAAUGAAAUCAUUAUAAUCUAUGAAAUACUUACGAACAUGCUAAAGUAUUAGGCUAAUCUUAACUAUUUCUAUGAUAGCAUAAGAGACAAUAUUAUGUAUACCAUAUACAAAUGUAUUUGCAUACAUUUGCUGUAAUGGUUUUUAAAAAUGAAUAAGUCCAACAUUUCAUAUCAGAUGUAAAUAAUGUAUCGUCAGUUUUGCAUGUAAUUUUACCAAAGGUGGGCUGAGCUUUACUGUACUUGGGGCUGGUCUCCCCUUAAGGCACUCUGUAUAGUGCCAAGAAUGAAUGUGAAAAGCUGACAUUAUGAAUGAUAGUGCAAAUCAUUCUGUUUAUUUAUGUAAAGUUUUAUACUGAGCAAUUAAAGAAGUGGGUGGUUGAAAGAUGUGGAGCUUGUCUUCUAGCUGUUAAGGGCUGUAAACAGUGGAAAUAACAUAGUUUUGUAUUGUCGUCUUAACUAGGCUUAUGCAUAACAUCACAGGGAAGAAUAGAGAGAGAUAGAGAGAACACUUAUUGAUUUUUCAACUGCAAUUAACUCUUAUCUACUGAUUGCAGUUGAUGAAUAACAGCUAACCGUCAAAGGACUCACAAAUCUUAGGCCUAGAGGGAAGAAAAACUCAGCAUUCAUGAAUACCUGACACGAUGUAUGAACAGCUAGUAAUUUCCUCUCAACUGUUUGAAGUUCUGGGCGACGCUUUCCGACU
Branchiostoma belcheri (Belcher's lancelet) is the source of this 8330-nucleotide messenger RNA. RefSeq names its product sushi, von Willebrand factor type A, EGF and pentraxin domain-containing protein 1-like. The record is from RefSeq and is a predicted model, not a curated record. Gene Ontology annotation, cellular component: plasma membrane; protein-containing complex. The transcript has 28 exons. NCBI's taxonomy places the organism in Eukaryota, Metazoa, Chordata, Leptocardii, Amphioxiformes, Branchiostomatidae. The coding region runs from base 261 to 7133 and encodes 2290 amino acids. Gene Ontology annotation, biological process: establishment or maintenance of epithelial cell apical/basal polarity; heterophilic cell-cell adhesion. Gene Ontology annotation, molecular function: calcium ion binding.